AAAAAAAAAAAAAAAAAAAAAAGAACCCUGAGUUUGUUCGACCUCCAGCCAGUCCCGGAAGAAACAAACAGGGGAGGGGAGGCAGAAGAUCGGAGGAAGAAGAGGGAUCAGCCAUGGACAUCAUCACGCAGCUGCAGGAGCAGCUCAACGAGAUGGCCAUGGUGGCCGUCAACACCUUCGGCACGCUGCAGCGAGACGCGCCGCCCGUCCGCCUCUCCAACAGCUACCCCGACCCGCUCAACCCGAACCCUAACCCCGACGGCCCCGCCUCCCAGCCCCAGACCCCGCCCGCGCCCGGCGCGCCGCCGCCGGCACCUCUACCGCCGCAGCCACCGCAAGCGCCGCCCCAGCCGGCUCUCGACCUCGCCGAGCAACCCAAGGCCAUGAGCCACGCGCUCGUCCUCGCCGCAAAGAAGUUUGAUGCUCUUGUUGCUGCAUUACCACUGUCAUCUGAAGAGGAUCAGUUGAAAAGAAUUCAAGAACUUCAGGCAGAUAACGAAGUUGUGGGAUUGGAGCUUCAGAAACAACUUGAAGCUGCUGAACUGGAAUUGCAACGGGUUGAAGUGUUGUUUAAUGAAGCUACAGACAACUGUAUAAAUUUGAAGAAGCCAGAUUAGCAAUUAUGCAUGUAGCUGAACCCGUGUUGGUGGAGACAUGAAUUUCCAGCAUUCUGGUGUUUUCUCUCUUGUACAAGUCUCUAAAGUGUCUUAUAUUUGUUUACAGAGGGAGUAGUUCCUAAUGUCUUGACAGUUUCCAAGCUAGAUUUGUAGACAGUAAUGUUGUCUUGUUUUAACUUGCGUGCGUUGAUAUUCCAUGAGCACUUGCUGGAUGAGUUAUUAAAGUUCAGUGUUGUAACACCUAUACCCUGAAUUCUGAAACGAAGAAUCUGUCGCAUCACCAGGGCAACUGAAAUGAUAUUUCAUUGGGAACGAAGAAAAAAGCAUAGGAUGGA
Molecule: messenger RNA, 952 nt
Organism: Triticum aestivum (bread wheat)
Lineage: Eukaryota; Viridiplantae; Streptophyta; Magnoliopsida; Poales; Poaceae
Product: mediator of RNA polymerase II transcription subunit 21
Exons: 5
Coding region: 114-617 (167 amino acids)
Biological process (GO): regulation of transcription by RNA polymerase II
Cellular component (GO): mediator complex
Molecular function (GO): transcription coregulator activity
Source: RefSeq, a predicted model, not a curated record